Molecule: messenger RNA, 1452 nt
Organism: Octopus bimaculoides (California two-spot octopus)
Lineage: Eukaryota; Metazoa; Mollusca; Cephalopoda; Octopoda; Octopodidae
Product: ribonuclease P protein subunit p29
Biological process (GO): rRNA processing; tRNA 5'-leader removal
Cellular component (GO): ribonuclease P complex; ribonuclease MRP complex
Molecular function (GO): ribonuclease P RNA binding
Source: RefSeq, a predicted model, not a curated record
UUCAAUUAAUUUUCGUUUCUCUUGAUACAUUCGCAUACAAUGAAUUUUAGUAAUGUUUCUCUUAUAGUAUUCUAUAUUUGUGACUAUUUCUUCCCUUUCAAAUGCUUCCGGACUAACCCAGGAAACAGAAUGUUUCUUUUUCAAUGGCAGUACCAUUUAGGGAGCUAAACAUAGAGAGGACAAACAAGGACAGACAAAGGGUUUAAGUUGAUUAUUACAUUACACCUGGCUCUAGUAUAACCAUUCCACAUUCCACUACUGAUCUGAAGAUAAAAUAUGUCAACAAGCAGCAAAGUUCAACCCUACUUACCUUUGUCCAAAGAAGUUCUUGUCAAAGAAACCGAACUCAACAUUCUGAGCCAGGAAGAUUUACAAGAAAACUUCCUUGUCAACUUUUUAGUCCAAAAUGUCCCAAAUUCGAAACAUCUUGAUUUCAUCAAAGACAAUAAAAUUCAAACAUGGUGGGAAUGCUGGAAUACACGACGGCAUCUCACCAAAUCUAAACAUCACAAGAAAACUCUAUCAUCCAAACUGAGGAAACAAUUGAAAAUAUUUCACAUUCAACCUGAAGUCCAAAAGUUUCAUAACUUUCUUCCCCUCCAUAAAUUAUGGAAACAGUAUAUGAAGCAAUUAAUUCAGUUUGAGAACAUUAACCCAAACAAUUUAACGGCUGUCAAUCUGAAGGUUUUGAAAGCUGAUUAUCAUGGAUGUUACCUCACGGUUUCCAAGUCAAAAUGUCCCUCAUAUGUUGGCACAACUGGCAUUGUUCUUAUGGAGACCAAGAACAUUUUCAAAAUAAUUACAAAAGAUGAUAAAUUCAAAUGUAUACCUAAGAAAAAUUCAGUAUUCUGUUUCAGUCUUGAUGCCUAUUGUUUCACUCUGUAUGGUAACCACAUGAAGGUGAAAGCCAGUGAAAGAAGCCACCGGAAAUUUAAAACUAAAUCAACAAUAGACCUAUGAAUCCCGCGUGGUAAAUAAAAUGAAAAGGACAUGCAGUCAGCGUUGUCAUGUGUGUGGAACACAGCAAUUUUAGAAAGAUCUUUUGUAUACAAAGCUGAGAGCCUUUAGUGAGAGUAUUUCAAUUGCAAUAAAGAGACAAGAAAAUAUUCAAAAUAUGCAGGUACUAUAUAGAUACAGCAAUUCAUCCAAUAGGUUCAAAACAUUGAUGCUGAUCCAAGAAAAAUCAAUGAGAGCCAUCAUCAGAGAACUUCAAAGAGUGAACUAUCAGAACUGUGAUGCUUGAAAACAUGUACUGAGGAACAGUACAUCCUCACAAUACUAUAGCUUCACUAGAGACAACCAUUGUCCAGGUGAUGUCUAAAAUGAAGAAUGACCAUUUAGUGUAAACAAGCCAAAUACUGAAGUAGAAGGCAUAUUCAUAAACUAGUCUUUUAAGAAAGCUUAUCAAGAAUGUGUACAAAUUUUUAUUAAAACAUUGGGUCACCCCAUGAA